Mycena citricolor is the source of this 1387-nucleotide messenger RNA. Lineage: Eukaryota; Fungi; Basidiomycota; Agaricomycetes; Agaricales; Mycenaceae. The record is from the annotation of a GenBank genome assembly.
AUAGACUCGUUCUACUUGCUCUCUGCUCACCACCAGUUGCCGAAAUGUCGAAGCACCAUCCCGAUCUCAUUAUGUGCCGGCGCCAGCCCGGUAUCGCCAUUGGUCGCCUCUGCGAGAAGUGCGACGGUAAAUGCCCCGUCUGCGACUCAUACGUGAGACCGGAAACACUCGUGCGGAUCUGUGAUGAAUGCAACUUCGGUACCUUUGGCGGACGGUGCAUCAUCUGCGGCUCUCCAGGUAUCUCUGACGCGUACUACUGCGCCGAGUGCACGCGUCUGGAGAAAGAUCGUGACGGCUGCCCAAAGAUCGUCAAUCUGGGUGCCAGUAGGACAGAUCUAUUUUAUGAGCGGCGUAGGCUGGGCUUCAAGAAAGGCUGAACUUUUCCUUCGUGCUUGCAUGUCGCUCUACUCUCUUGUUCCGGUUACGAAUGAUCUCUCAAAAUAUCCGUUUUGUAGCACUUGCGACCGUAUUUCAAACUACAGCUUUUCGCUCGGAACGAGCACUCGGAGUGGAAAGAAUAGGUAUCGAAGCAGUUUGGCUGCACUCAGAGAGCCGGUUAGCUGUGGCAGAUUCGGAGUUGAUAGGCUACCAUCUGCAUCUCCACUUGCACCUUGGUUGCGAUGACCCCAUAUAUCGGCCGAUUGAACCUUGCUCAUCUUCCCUCACUGAGCUUCACGAAACACCUCUGGGUCUGAUUAUGGACGACGAACACACAUGCUUUAUAGAGUGUACGUGCAAGGUCAUGGGCUGCAUAUGCCUUCAAGGGAACGAAUCCUGCUGGUACAAAGCCGCAAUUGAUAGGAUGGGCGGCAGGAAGAUACACAUUGAAGAAAGAAUCGAAAAAUCUCUCGGGGGUGAUUCAGCCAACGGCUCCGAUGAACACGCCUCUGCUUUUGUAUUCUUCAGCCAUCGCCUCCUGUGGAUCAGGAAAACACAGAGCAAAUCCGCGUUCCAUGUGAACGAGUUGGUUGGUGUAUAUUUCAGACUCUGACUAGUAGACAGACGGCUGCACGCGGUCAGUACAAGCAUGGAGCGGGUCUGGUACGUGCUCGCUGCCAUACAUGGCGUGAGCUCGGAGACGACAAGAUGAGAAGGCUAUGCUUCUUCGGGGACUAGGACGUGCUUAUCGAUAAGCCAGUCGCUGAAUUCACAAAUUAGCGUGACUUUGCACCCGUGUAGCACACUUCCUGGUAGUAGAACCCACUCUCUCGUGGAUACUGCGGCCAUCGGUGAGCACGAUUCUACGAUUCAAUGUUCCAUGGAACCAGCAGCCAUGGACGGUCGACAACUUGAUCAUGCGCAGUGCCUGUUUUAGUGGUCAUGUCUCAAAUUGAGUACAUAGAACGGGCACAGCUCGGCACACACAACUUCUGGGCUGGCUGUCAUA